CCGAGCCCGGAGCGUGCACGCACUGAGACGCCUUGCGGGAGCGAGCGCGUCCCGGAGCCCGCGGGCCGAGAAGCGCUGCGGGUUGGGGGACCCGCGCCUGCGGCUCAGGAUUCCAAGGUUGGAAAUAACAGAAGACCUGGUGCAGCUCCCCUUUGUCGUGCAAGUAAGGAAAUCGACACCUGUCAAGAUUAUCUGUGGCACAUAAACAAUGGAUUCCUUGGACCAUAUGCUGACGGAUCCCCUGGAACUGGGUCCAUGUGGCGAUGGCCAUGGCACACGUAUUAUGGAGGACUGCCUCCUGGGGGGCACCAGGGUUAGUCUGCCCGAGGACCUUCUGGAGGACCCUGAGAUAUUCUUUGAUGUAGUCAGCCUCUCAACAUGGCAAGAAGUAUUAAGUGACUCUCAACGUGAACACCUCCAGCAGUUUCUGCCUCACUUUCCUGAAGACAGUUUUGAGCAGCAAAAUCAGCUCAUCCUAGCCCUGUUCAGUGGGGAGAACUUCCGCUUUGGGAACCCUCUGCACAUUGCCCAGAAACUUUUCCGAGAUGGACACUUUAACCCAGAAGUGGUGAAGUACCGGCAGCUAUGCUUCAAAUCCCAGUACAAGCGCUACCUCACCUCCCAGCAGCAGUAUUUCCAUAGGCUGCUGAAGCAGAUCCUGGCUUCCCGGAGUGACCUACUGGAGAUGGCCCGACGAAGUGGCCCAGCCCUGCCCUUCCGCCAGAAGCGCCCUUCGCCAUCCCGCACACCUGAGGAGCGGGAGUGGCGGACCCAGCAGCGCUACUUGAAGGUCUUGAGGGAAGUGAAGGAGGAGUGUGGUGACACAGACCUGUCAUCUGAUGAGGAGGCCACGUUGGAUUUACAAGAAAAAUUUUCUUUUGAAGAUCUCAGCUCAUGGCUUCCGAGCUCUCCAGCGCGUUCUCCUAGCCCUGCGGUGCCCCUGAGGGUGGUGCCCACGCUUUCAACUACGGAUAUGAAAACUGCAGAUAAAAUAGAACUGGGGGACAGUGACCUGAAGAUAAUGUUAAAGAAGCACCAUGAGAAGCGGAAACACCAACCAGAUCAUCCGGACCUUUUGACAGGGGACCUGACUCUAAAUGACAUCAUGACUCGAGUAAACGCUGGCAGGAAGGGCUCUCUAGCAGCUCUGUAUGACUUGGCUGUCCUUAAAAGAAAGGUUAAGGAAAAAGAGGAGAAAAAGAAGAAAAAAAUAAAACUGAUCAAAUCAGAGGCAGAGGAUUUGGCCGAACCAUUAAGCAGUGCCGACGGGAUCCCACCUCUCUCACAGGCCCCUUCUCCGCUGGCUAUACCUGCUAUCAAGGAGGAGCCUCUUGAAGACCUCAAGCCUUGCCUUGGAAUCAAUGAAAUAUCUUCCAGUUUCUUCUCCCUUCUAUUAGAGAUCUUGCUGCUAGAGGGGCAGGCUAGUCUUCCUAUGCUGGAGGAACGGGUUUUGGAUUGGCAGUCCUCUCCAGCCAGCUCCCUUAACAGCUGGUUCUCUGCGGCGCCCAACUGGGCAGAGUUGGUGUUACCAGCCCUGCAGUAUCUUGCUGGGGAAAGUCGUGCUGUACCUUCCAGUUUCUCUCCGUUUGUUGAAUUCAAAGAGAAAACCCAGCAGUGGAAAUUGCUCGGUCAAUCUCAAGAUAAUGAAAAGGAAUUAGCUGCACUCUUCCAGCUGUGGCUAGAAACCAAAGACCAGGCUUUCUGUAAGCAAGAAAAUGAAGACAGUUCAGAUGCCACAACACCUGUUCCUCGGGUAAGAACGGACUAUGUGGUGCGGCCCAGCACGGGGGAGGAGAAACGAGUUUUUCAGGAGCAGGAGCGUUACAGAUACAGCCAACCCCAUAAGGCGUUCACCUUUCGCAUGCAUGGCUUCGAGUCUGUAGUAGGGCCUGUGAAGGGUGUUUUUGACAAAGAGACCUCACUCAACAAGGCUCGGGAGCACUCCCUGCUGCGUUCUGACCGGCCUGCCUAUGUCACCAUCCUGUCUCUUGUUCGAGACGCUGCGGCCCGGCUGCCUAACGGGGAAGGUACCCGGGCAGAGAUCUGCGAACUGCUCAAGGACUCCCAGUUCCUCGCACCAGAUGUCACCAGCACUCAGGUGAACACAGUAGUGAGUGGGGCACUGGAUCGGCUGCAUUAUGAAAAAGACCCGUGUGUGAAAUACGACAUUGGGCGAAAGCUGUGGAUCUACCUGCAUCGAGACCGGAGCGAGGAGGAGUUCGAGCGGAUUCACCAAGCACAAGCAGCUGCGGCUAAAGCCAGAAAAGCCCUUCAGCAAAAACCCAAGCCCCCAUCCAAGGUGAAAUCCGGUAGCAAGGAGAGUUCCCUGAAGGUCCUUGGCAGCGGCCCCUCCGAGCAGAGCCAGAUGAGCCUCAGUGAUUCCAGCAUGCCCCCCACCCCAGUCACACCCGUGACCCCCACCACUCCAGCUUUGCCUGCCACUCCGAUCUCCCCUCCCCCCGUGUCAUCUGUGAACAAAAGUGGUCCUACUACUGUCUCAGAACCAGCUAAGUCUAGCUCAGGUGUCCUCCUGGUGUCUUCACCAACAAUGCCACAGCUGGGAACCAUGCUUUCCCCGGCUUCCAGCCAGACUCCACCAAACUCUCAGGCGGCCGCCCGGGUUGUGAGCCACUCUGGCUCGGCUGGACUACCCCAGGUGCGGGUGGUGGCGCAGCCUGGCCUUCCUACUGUGACUCAGCAGUCUGCAGGGCCAGCACAGACGCUGCCGCAGAUGCCAGCGGGACCACAGAUUCGCGUUCCAGCCACUGCUACUCAGACCAAAGUCGUGCCCCAGACAGUAAUGGCCACCGUUCCAGUCAAAGCCCAGACCGCGGCGACCACUGUGCAGCGGCCCGGACCCGGGCAGGCGGGGCUCACAAUGACAAGUCUCCCAGCCACGGCCAGCCCCGCGAGCAAGCCGGCCACGAGUUCUCCCGGGAGCUCUGCUCCGAGUGCUUCCACAGCUGCUGUCAUUCAGAAUGUCACAGGACAGAACAUCAUCAAGCAGGUGGCAAUCACUGGGCAGCUCGGCGUGAAGCCCCAGGCGGGCAACAGCAUUCCGCUCACGGCCACUAACUUCCGCAUCCAGGGUAAGGAUGUCUUGCGACUGCCGCCCUCUUCCAUCACGACAGAUGCCAAAGGCCAGACGGUUCUGCGAAUCACUCCGGACAUGAUGGCCACGUUGGCCAAGUCCCAGGUCACCACCGUCAAAUUGACUCAGGACCUCUUUGGGACAGGAAGUGGCGCCGGGGGCAAGGGCAUUUCUGCUACCUUGCACGUCACCUCCAAUCCAGUCCAUGCCACGGACAGCCCUGCCAAGGCCAGCUCAGCCAGUGCUCCUUCAUCCACUCCAACAGGUACCACCGUGGUUAAAGUGACUCCUGACCUCAAGCCAACAGAAGCCUCAAGUUCAGCUUUUCGCUUGAUGCCAGCACUUGGUGUGAGUGUGGCAGACCAGAAGGGGAAAAACACAGUGGCUUCUUCAGAAGCGAAACCAGCUGCCACGAUCCGCAUCGUGCAGGGCCUGGGAGUGAUGCCCCCCAAAGCAGGUCAGACCAUCACAGUCGCAACCCAUGCCAAGCAGGGGUCCUCAGUGGCCAGUGGGUCUGGAACUGUCCAUACUUCUGCGGUGUCCUUGCCCAGUAUGAAUGCUGCUGUGUCCAAGACUGUGGCCGUGGCCUCCGGGGCUGCAAGCACCCCCAUCAGCAUCGGGACGGGCGCCUCUGCCGUGCGGCAGGUCCCGGUCAGCACCACGGUUGUUUCCACGUCCCAGGCUGGGAAGCUGCCUACGCGGAUCACGGUUCCACUGUCUGUCAUCAGCCAGCCUAUGAAGGGCAAAAGCGUGGUCACGGCCCCCAUCAUCAAAGGCAGCCUUGGAGCCAACCUCAGUGGGUUGGGCCGCAAUAUCAUCCUCACCACCAUGCCCGCGGGUACUAAGCUCAUUGCUGGCAAUAAGCCUGUUAGUUUCCUCACUGCCCAGCAGUUGCAGCAGCUUCAGCAGCAAGGUCAGGCCACACAGGUGCGCAUCCAGACUGUCCCCGCAUCCCAUCUUCAACAGGGAACAGCUUCUGGUUCCUCCAAAGCAGUCUCCACUGUCGUCGUGACUACAGCUCCAUCUCCUAAACAGGCACCUGAACAGCAGUGAUUCAGGGAGCGAGAGAGAGAAAGACAGAGAGCGAGAGAUGGCGUCCGUGAAAGAGCGCACCCGGUCUGCCCUCCUGGCCGAGAGGAGGGGAGCAGGGAGGUGGCAUCGUUCUCCUCAGCUUGUCUGUUUAGGGAAGGACAGCAGUGGGAUGAUGGCAGCGGUGGUGGCCUGGAUCUCCACUGCACUCCACAGUGGAGCACGCCGAGGAGUCCCCCCGGGCUUCCAAGGGCUGUUCAUUCCGAGCCGGGAGAAGCUCCUCUGUUAGGGUCGGGUGAGGUCAUCGUUGUGCCACUCGAGCCACAGUUCUCUCCUGAGAGCCAGACACCGGGGAAGGCUUACAGCCGCCGAGUGUGCCAAGUGGCCAGAAGCCUCGUUCUGUACGGGGAUUAGAUUUUUUAGCUUCUGCUCUUCUCCGUGACUAGUGGUCUAGAUAGGAGUUUUGUGUCCAGAAAUUUUUAUGUAACUUAUUUUUUUAAAGAACCUGUUGUAUAUCUUUACCCAAUAGAAACCUGGGCCGUAGCCCUCCCACCCUGUCCUCCGAACUGAUUGCUGCUAUUCUUUUGACCAGAAGAAAAUAGCAGAAUUCUUAGUAAGUUGGUGGCUGACUUGAUCACUACAUAGUAACGGGGAGGCUGAAAGGUGGGCAGGAAACCUAGGGAGUGAGAGAACGUGGGUUCCCCCAAGUGGGAUGAGCCUGGCACUGCUUCAUGAAGAGGUUUCGAGAUCUUGAGUGUGGGCCAUAGCUUCACCUGCUGACUACGUCCUGCUUGUCAGCCCUGUUCACACCAAAGUCCGGAGCCGGCAGACAGAGUAGGCCAGCGCCAGCAGAAAUGCUGCUUUUGUAGCUCAGACGUUACUGCAGUUCAGAGGUUAUACGUUCUGCUUUGCUCCAGAGCACGAGUCUGCAAACCACAGCCCUGGGGCUGGCUACUUGUUUUUGUAAAUAAAGUCUUAUUGGAACACAGCCCACGGCCAUUUGUCUGUGUGUUACCAUGGCUGCUUUCAGUUAGAAGGCAGACCCAAGUAAUUGGCUUGGAGUCCAUAGGCCCUCAAGCCCCUUGGGUAAAACUUUGCUGACUUCUCUGGAGUAGAGACGGCACGAAGAGCAGGGUGUGUGCACUAGGAGCAGCACGGUCACGGGAGAGGUCAGUCGGGAUUUAUCGGUCCUGUCAUCCCGGCUGUGUCACACUUCUCAGCCUCCACCAAGCUCUAGGCAGAGCUCUGAACAAUGUUUUAAAAUGUAUUAAGUAAUUAAAGCACUGGUUGUGAACAA
Molecule: messenger RNA, 5417 nt
Organism: Nyctereutes procyonoides (raccoon dog)
Lineage: Eukaryota; Metazoa; Chordata; Mammalia; Carnivora; Canidae
Gene: NFRKB
Product: nuclear factor related to kappaB binding protein
Exons: 27
Coding region: 209-4144 (1311 amino acids)
Cellular component (GO): Ino80 complex
Molecular function (GO): protease binding
Source: RefSeq, a predicted model, not a curated record